Molecule: messenger RNA, 5484 nt
Organism: Leishmania major strain Friedlin
Lineage: Eukaryota; Euglenozoa; Kinetoplastea; Trypanosomatida; Trypanosomatidae
Exons: 1
Coding region: 1-5484 (1827 amino acids)
Cellular component (GO): cytosol
Molecular function (GO): DNA-binding transcription factor activity
Source: RefSeq, a predicted model, not a curated record
AUGAACCGUCUGCGCCGCCUCUUCUUGCCAGUGAUGAUGCGCGUCAUCCUACGGUUUAGGAGACGCUCGCGCUGGAAAGACGGGCAGCCGCCUCGGCAGUACACUCCGGAGUCGGUGGUUGCCGCCAUCAUGAGCACCAAGUUGCUUCUUGCGGACUGCCCGCAACGAAUGGUGGAGAGCCUGGCAGCCGGUGCCACGUUCAUGUCGCUCACACCAAAGGAAAUCAUUGUGUACGCCAACGAGUCGCACGUGUCGUGUGGCAUUGUGGUGCUGCUCUAUGGCCAGUUGGAAGAGCGGCGCCCCGAGCCGGGUGGUAAAAAGUCAAAAGCGGGCGGCGGCGGCGGCUCCACGCGUCCCAUUUGCACGCAGCCGCACAGACUGCACAAGGCCAUGAGCGUACUCUGUUUGAUGCCUGUCAUGUGCGAGGAUCGCGCCACGUCGUUCCUCGCUACUCGCGAGAGCGAGGAGGCUGAUGUCGCGAUAAUCUCCUCACGCUGGUUCUGGGAGGUGACGUACAGCAUGGUACAGGCGUCGCUGACCACCGCCGACGUGAUGGGGCGUACGCUGCGCGAGGUUGUCCUGCCCCAUCGCCGCGACCUGCUACUGGCCGAUUACUUUCCCACCUCCGUGGUGCUUCUCCGCUCGUGGAUGUGGUCCAUGCUGACGGCGAGCGACCGCGUCAAGUUGAGUCGUUCCAUGGAGGUGCGCGUUCUCUCCGUCGGCGAUGUCCUCUUCGAUGAGGGCGACUACUGCCCAUACAUCUAUGUCGUGCGUCGCGGUGCCCUCGCUGCGAUCGUGAAGGGCGAGACGCUGACGGUGCUCGAGGCUGGCGCCGCUGUGGGGGAGGAAAGCGUCCUGUUUCACGACAGGCGCAACUGCAGAGUCGUCGCGGUCACCGUGUGCGAGCUCUAUGCUCUGCACGCGCACCACCUUCUGCGCCGCUUCCUCAAGUACCCUGAAAGUGCCCGCCGCAUCAUUCCGGCUGCCAUAGAGCGGCAGUUGUGGUGGAUGGAGGAGGGCCGAACGCGCGACGUGUUCGGGCUUGUGUCCAUUUUGAGCGGUGUACCAUGCCUGGGACACACGACGGACGCCAUGCGGGAGGAGAUUGCGCGGUGCGCCUCGGUGCUGAUCCUCCCGCAAGGUCACACGGUGGUCUCCACAAACACACCCUGCACCUUUUUCUGUGUUAUCGGCCGCGGCUUCGUGACGCUGAUAAGCUCGAUGAAGACCGCCGCCGUCGCGGAGACGCCAUCGAGCGCGAACGGCAUUGACCGCAGAAGCGAGUCGCAGCCGGUUAGGCGACGCUUCUCGGCGGUGAAACCGAUGGGCAUCCCUGCGACCGAGAUGCGGCGGGAGUCUCGCAGCGCCGGAGACUUCUUUGGCGAGCUAUGCUUGAAGCCGCACCUGUGGCCCUAUGACGUGGUGUGCGACUCCACAGUCAGCCUCUGGCAGUUUGAUCGGGAGGCGGUACUCAGGGUGCUGGAGAGGAACCGCGCCGAUGCGCAGGCUUUAGAGGUGUGCCGGCAAGGCAUCGUCCUCUACCGUACCCAACGCGGCGAAACUAGCAUCAUCGACGGAUUUGAACCUCCCGCCACCCCCAACGCAUCAGCGAAUGGAUGGCGCUCGUGCGUUGGCGGUCAGCGCAGCCGUGCGCAGUCAACGGACUUUGCGACAGCGCCUCCAGGAGCGCGCAGCAGCAGCGCUGGCAGUCGCUCAGGUAGGCGUCUCUCUUUGUCGCAUGCUGCUGCACCAGAGUGGUUUUCAAGGGGGUCGCCCUCGGAAGGCCCCACCCCGCGCGGAGGCAGGCGCGCGGGUGUGGACUGGACACCUGAGCAGUGGACCACGUACGCCAUGACGCGGCUGCAGGAUGGGCUGCGCGCUGAGGACGCGAAAGAGACCCCGCCCGCGCCCUCCCGCGAGCUGCGUGGCGUCGACAAGGAGGUGGAGAAGACCAUGAACGAAAAGGUGCUCCAGCUUGUUGCCGUGCAGCCGGAGACGCCACCGAACCCGGCUGACUGCGACAUCAGCGGCGACUCGAGUGAGCUGCAGUCAAUCAUUGUGGGGCAGCUCUUCCUAAUUGUGACGGAGAAGCAGUCGAGGUUCCUGCGACAGGUGAACGACAGCAACGUCCGUCUCAUCACUGAGGACGAGGAUACGCAGCUCGUGGGGGUGCUGAACGACAGCCUCGACGAUAUGAGCGGCAUGGAUGCCCUGCACAACUCCGAGGCGCUGGUCGAGGUAACCGAGGUGAUGCAGCUGGAGAACAUCAGCGCGUCGCCGCUGGAAGGCAGUCAUUUUCUGCCGCAGCGCGCGAUGCCGUCGUUGUCCGCGCAUGAUUCCACUGAUGUUACGGAUUAUAUUAAUCUGCACCGCGUCGACGAUGUCCUCACCGUCGAGGCCAGCGGUGGCGCGUUGGCGGGGUGGCCCAUGCCGAACGCAUCAAUCGGUCGCACUCGUCGUUCCACCAGCGUCGGCGCGCUCGGCGAGGCCAGCGGCGUCAUGGGGGCAUCAUUGAAUCCGCGCACCUCCCUCAGUCGCAGCCACUUUGUGCGUCCGUCAUCUGCGGUGCCGCCGUCGCCGCGCUGCGCCAGCGGACGCGAUGACUUGGUGUCACCGGGGGCUAUCGGUGCCAUGCGCCCCGCGAGUUCUAGCGAGCCUCGGGUGAUGCCACCCGCGCGUACGCGCCCCACGAGCGUGGACUUUAACCAGCUCAACAACAAGCUCAGCGUCGAUCGCUCCGCCUCGAUGCUGGACCGCUACGUCAAGAUUGAGGAUCAAAACUACUUCGACAACUUCGUCAAAGUGCUUCCGCUGCAGCGGGACGAGAUGUGGGCACCGGAUGGCGUGAACACGGACAGCGAAAUGGGCACCGGCUCUAUGGUGCUCCUGCUUCUCCACGUGUGCAGGUGCGACUACUUGUCUGCCGAAGUGAUGCAGCGGUGCGCGCGGCCCAUUGUGAAAGUGACGCUGGGGGAGCGUGUCCUGGUACGUACCUCCGUCAUGGGAAACUGCACGGCACCGCGCUGGCCGAUCGAGCACUCGUCGUUCAUUAGCUUCGUGCGGCGCGGCACCAACAUCGUCUUCUCCGUCUGCGACGCGGAUGACGAGAGUCGCAUUGUGUAUCAGGCCUCCUUCUCGACGGCGAGUAUACACGAGAACGGCGGGGUGGAGCAGAGAGCCAUGUCGCUGUCGGAGCUAUCGGUAGCAGGCUCCCCCGUCAACGCGGAGAUGGACGCCGAUGCGAAGAGCGCCGAGUCGGGUGCCAGGAUCCAGAGGGGCGCAAAGAGACCGCGCAUGACAAUGACCAUGCUAGCGGUGACAGCUAGCAAGUACAAGGCGCUUCGACAGUACCUCGAAACGAGAGAGAAAGUGGCCGAAGACCUGCCGGGGACGCCGGAGAACACGAAGUUGUUUCUGCAGGUGAUGUCGGUGGAAGGCCUCAAGCACCGCAUUGAGGCCGCUGUCACCGCUUUCCUCUACAACGGCGCGGCAAGCACGACAGUGUUGAAAACCGAGCGUGUGAUUCCAAAGACACGCAGCCCCGCCUGGCCCGGGGAGACGAGUUUCGUCAUCAUCUCCGGCGAGGGCGGUAUCUUGUCGUUUGACCUGCAGCAUAGGGAUGCCGUCAUCGGCACCACCGAGAUAACGAUAGACGAGCUUAUUUUUGGCGGAGUAGGGCUGAGGCGGUUGCCACUUCUUCAGGCGCAGACGGGCAGGCUCGUGAUCGGCCACCUCGUUGUGGGCGUCCUGGGCGCGAGGCUGGGGGAUAGCGUCGAGAGCCGCAACCGCGACUGGGUGACGCACCUCGCCGUGGAGAAGCUCUCGCUAGCGAGGGAGGGUUUCUCCAUCAACCCCGAUCCAUUCAUAGUGCUCCGUAGUGGCACUGGGGCAGAGCUGAUGCGCACACCGCUCGCCUUCAGCGCCUUUGAGGCCUCAUGGUCGAUGUCCGAGGCCAGCUGCCUGCUGCAAUGCCCGCGUCUCUGCGGUAGCACGGUGUCGUACCAGCUGGAAGUGUGCGACAGCGACGCGAAGGAGGUCAUUGGCCGCGCGACAAUCCUGCUGAGCGAUCGCGGCCUUGGCCCGGACCAUGUGCAUAAUCUCUCUCUCGAUCCGCCCGGGCGCGGUGUAGUGCGCCUGCGCAGUCUUUGCCUCCCUGUCUUAGAGCUCCCGGCGCGCAGUGCAGCUGGCAAGGCCUCGGCGGCCGCGGCUCUCUGCCCACCGUUCUCCUCUCAGCUGCACCUCUCAGAGCCCGCGACACUUCUGUUGCUGCACAUGAGCGGGUGCGCCGGUCUGCCUGGCGGCGCGACGGUGGAGCUUCAAAUAGACGCGAUCGGCACGCUUUCUAUUGAUGCGCAGCGGUACUUACGCACCGCUGUACAGGAAGCGACAACGGCUCUGCAGUGGCCCCUCUCAAAGGCGAGCGUGCUGCUGCGGAUCCCGUCACAGGGGGAUGUCGACGACCGGGCUGCAGAAGCGGUUGGUCUCCGCCAGUGGCAGUGCCAUCACCAGUGUCACUUCGCUGUCUACGACGGCGUCGUGGACGACGUGAGUCAAAUUGGCCAGGUCGCUGUCCCGCUUUCGCAACUGCUGAACACCGCGUUGCACACGUAUCCCCUCUUCCCGCGAUGCAUGGACGCAGACGGGGGAGGUUUAGACCAGCAGCCAUCCGUCGGCACAACAACGCGUCCACGCGUGGCGGCCGAGAGGACGUUGGGCAGCCUGCAGAUCUUCACGCUGCUCGGCUCCCUCGACCGCCAGGCGAGCGGGACGGCGGAGCAAGGGGCCGAUGCGCUGCUGACGUCGAUGCCCGCCGUCGGCGGCAAUGCACCGCCAGAUCAACUGCCGUACUACAAUCCGGAAAGCGCCGAUAUCGCCGCCGCGAGGCCGGCUUCCGCCCUCCCCACCACGGUGGUGCUGAGUGUCAGCAACAUCUGCGAUGUCCUGCCGAGCGCCUCAGAAAAGUAUGUCCAGCUCGUGGUGCGUCACGGCGCCACCGUUGUCUUGUCAGUGGAGCGGCAGAUGGGGGUGCUCAGCCACGCCGAGUGGAGUCCGACGGAGGCGUCGGCCGUGGUGUCCUGCGGGGCGCUCCCGGCGGAUGCGGCACUCGUCGUGGAGCUGGUGGCGAUGGAUGUGGUCGAAGGGGUGAACGGCGAGGAGGAGGACGGCAUCACCUCCUCAGCAGCCGGUGCAAAGGCGCAGUCGACCGCGAGGGAUAAGGCGCGGCAUCGCACUAUCACCAAUGGGAGCGCCUCUGUCGCCGACCUGCCACUCGGCCAUGCUGAAUUGCCUGUAUCAAGACUGUCUUCCGUCAAGGCGGGUGAGGUGCGGGUGGUGACACUGAUGCUGAGUCGUUCUCAGUGCUCGUCCUCCUUGCCAGACACGGCGGGGCGUCUUCCCAGGGUUGCGCCAUCGAUGCGUGCUCUAGAGGAUGCGCAGGUCGUCUGGCCGACCGUCUCAUUCUGCAUCUUUGGCAACCGCGCCUAG